UUAAAAAAAAAAUUGUAUUUACUCGGAAAUAACAAAUUUAACUUUUCUGUAAAAUAUGAAUUCAAGACGGCGCCGUUGAAAGAAAAUUGCAAACCCGCAGAAAGGGCGAAAGAAGAGGAAAUGGAGAAGAAGCAAGAAGAGGCAUGGAGGGUGCUGGAGUUGUACAGUGGCAUCGGUGGCAUGAGGUACUCUUUGAUGAGGGCGGGAGUGAACGCCGAAAUUGUUGAAGCCUUCGACAUUAACGACAAGGCAAACGAUGUUUAUCAGCACAACUUUGGCCACCGUCCAUAUCAGGGCAAUAUUCAGAGCCUGACUGCUGCUGAUCUCGACAGUUAUGGGGCGCAUGCAUGGCUUCUUUCUCCUCCUUGUCAACCGUACACUCGACAGGGUCUUCAAAAGCAGUCUGGUGAUGCUCGUGCAUUUUCGUUUCUCAACAUUCUUGAGUUAAUACCACACACUUCAAAACCUCCAAUUAUGUUAUUUGUAGAAAAUGUUGUCGGAUUCGAGACAUCUGAUACACAUUCAAGAAUGAUAGAGACAUUGGUGAAACUUGGUUUUGUCACACAGGAGUUUAUUUUGAGUCCGUUACAAUUUGGUGUGCCUUAUUCCCGGCCACGCUAUUUUUGCCUGGCAAAGAGGAAACCUUCAUUGUUCCACAACCAACUUUUGAACAAUAAGCUAGUUUGGUCUCCUUGUCCAUUAUUUGGGUCUGCUGAUCGUGAGUCAGUUUUAUUUGAACACGAUCAACCACAAGAAAGCUUCGAUAAGUUGCUCCAAUCUUGUGAGCCGAUAGAAAGGUUUCUUGAAUUCAAGAAUGCUGACUUGCAACCAGGGGACACCACCAGUGUUUCUACGUUUGCUGCUGGAGGUUUGGAGAAAGAUAAUGAAGGAAGCGAAUGUGAUAUAAACUCGUUAGAUCAGUAUUUUGUUCCUUUAAGCUUGAUAGAGAGGUGGGGAAGUGCCAUGGAUAUUGUCUAUCCUGAUUCAAAGCGGUGUUGUUGUUUUACAAAAAGUUAUUAUCGGUACAUAAAGGGUACUGGUUCCCUUUUAGCAACUGUUGUGCCAAAGAGAAAGGGUAAAGCAUCUCCAUUGAAGGAGCAAUGCCUCAGAUAUUUUACCCCUAGGGAGGUCGCUAAUUUGCAUUCCUUUCCAGAAGAUUUUCAGUUUCCACAGCAUAUAAGCCUUAGACAGCGUUACGCAUUGUUGGGGAACGGUCUAAGCAUAGCAGUGGUAGCUCCUUUACUGGAAUAUCUUUUUGCUGACUCAUGAUGAUCAUUCAAAUACACACACCAUUAUUACUACCCAAAUCUCCCCGGAAGAGGAAACAUAAUGUUGCCAUUUUUCAUUAGGAGGGUAAAGAAACCAAAGUGGAUAACUCAUCAUCGUUAUGAUUUUUGAAAUCUUAUGGUCAAUGCAUGAAAGCCUCUGUUUCCUACGCUGUCUCUUACCUAUAUUAAGUGUUUAACGGGUGAACUUCUUUAGCUAGUUCUAUAUAUUAGUGUUGUGACUCAAUAUAGUUAUUCUAUUCUGUGACAUCUCAUGUAUGAUUGAAUUUGGAGAUGCAAGCUUCGAAAAGAUACACGAGAGGGGAGUUUCUUUCAGAAUUACAUGUACAUUUACUACUCUAAUAUAGCUUUUUUCUACAAUGUAGUAGUCAGAUUUAGUAUAAGUUUGUGGAAACAUGUGAUAUGAUGUAGACUCGAUUUUCUUCUCUGUUUUUGUUUUGUUGUUAAUUUACAUUCGCACCUGUUAAAUAUAAAUUUUGGGUCUCUUUUUAGGGGUUGUUUGAUUUUAA
Molecule: messenger RNA, 1795 nt
Organism: Ziziphus jujuba (common jujube)
Lineage: Eukaryota; Viridiplantae; Streptophyta; Magnoliopsida; Rosales; Rhamnaceae
Product: tRNA (cytosine(38)-C(5))-methyltransferase 2
Exons: 10
Molecular function (GO): methyltransferase activity
Source: RefSeq, a predicted model, not a curated record